Messenger RNA from Python bivittatus (Burmese python), 1728 nucleotides. The record is from RefSeq and is a predicted model, not a curated record. NCBI's taxonomy places the organism in Eukaryota, Metazoa, Chordata, Lepidosauria, Squamata, Pythonidae.
CAGGGUUGUUUUGAUAAAUGGAGGCUGUGCCAAAAGACGGGCUGGAUUUCCUGCGGCUUUGGAGCAGGAGCCGCCUUUGCACAGCAGCCGCUGAGCGGGUGCUGGUUUGGGGUAGUUUGCGUGGGCUGGGCUUUUCCUGAAAUGCGCUGCUCUGGAACCAAGCUCUGCGGGGAUGAAUUUCUGACCUGUGGAAUUCAUCCGGCCUUCGUAGCGUGGCCAGAAACGUGGCUCUUCAAAAGCCCACACGGACAAAAAAAUAAACCCCGCUGCCAUUAGUUGAACUUUAAACUGGUUUUUCAGUGGGGCUGGGGUCACGCAGGGUAUGAACUGUUCCUCGAUGAGCACGUUACUCCAUCCCGGUUGUUUGCAAGGCAGACCGACAACCAGAACCUUUUUAAAACACUGGGGUUGCUGGAGUGGUCCAAUUUUUCCUGGAGUUGAGUGGGAAAUUCAGAAGACUGAAGCCCAGGCUGACUGUCUACCUUUCACGGAGGCCGAGCCGUGAGAGGACGGAAGAAGGCACCUGGCGAAUCAUGACAGCAGACAAAGAGAAGGACAAAGAGAAAGAGAAGGACCGGGACCGGGACAAACGGGACAAGGCGAGGGAGAGCGAGAAUUCGCGGCCUCGGCGGAGCUGCACCCUGGAAGGCGGGGCCAAGAACUACGCCGAGAGCGACCACAGCGAAGACGAGGACAAUGACAACAAUAGCGCCACCACGGAGGAGUCCGCCAAGAAGAACAAGAAGAAGCCCCCCAAGAAGAAGUCGCGCUACGAGAGGACGGACAACGGGGAGAUCACCUCUUUCAUCACGGAGGAUGACGUCAUCUACCGGCCUGGAGAUUGUGUAUAUAUCGAGAGCCGUCGGCCCAACACGCCCUAUUUCAUCUGUAGCAUUCAAGACUUCAAAUUGGUGAUUUGCAAGGUUGCAGCGCACGGGCAGCUGUGUGUUUUCUGAGUCGCCUCGGCCUGAACCCCCCUGCUUGGGAGCCUCUGGACUCUGAUCCAUGCAAAUGGCCGAGUUCUUCGAGCCAGCACUGUAGGGCCCGGCGCACUUUUGGAGGAAUGAAGACAGCACCUCUCUGGGACUCGUGAAAGGAGCCCCGCUUUUUCUGGCUUUUAGGGAAUUGGUUCAUUAAAGCGAACCCAACUCCUCGAGCCGUGAUCUCUUUCUUUCCCCUUUCCCCUUGAGCACAAAGUCUGAAAAAAGCCAGGCUGCUUUUAUGAGACUCGGAGAGGGGCCGGCCAUGCCCGAGGCUCCAAGCCCUCCUUCCUAAUUGAUUUCAAAGGCGCAGAGCCCUAGUCAUUCUUUCCCCCGCGCACAUUGUAUUUUGUGGUUUCGAGUCAGGAUAAAUAACCUUUUCAGUCUGGAAUUUGGAGAGCACUCUGUGAGCAGGCUCGUAAAAUGGCUGAUUGGGCCACAUAUCAUCCACUGAUUAGAACAGGGAAGGUGGUUCUGCUCUUUCUUUAGUCUCCAGGAUGCCCCUUAUCAUCCCAGCCGCUCUGAUCUUUUUUUCCCUGGAUUGUGGGUAGGCAGCCAAACCUCUGUGGGGUCUGUAGCGAUGCCCAGAGACCACCCCAGAUACAUUCUGACAUCGAAUGCUGGGCAGCACAGUCUGGCCAAAUGGAUUACACUCAUGUAUCUGUGUAAACCCGCCAUCUGUUUGUUCCAAAAUGGCUCCAAACUCUUCCUGGUUCCCUCUCUCUCUCCCCCCACGGCUCAUUCUUCU